Messenger RNA from Zygosaccharomyces rouxii, 1143 nucleotides. RefSeq names its product mitochondrial 54S ribosomal protein mL44 (gene MRPL3). NCBI's taxonomy places the organism in Eukaryota, Fungi, Ascomycota, Saccharomycetes, Saccharomycetales, Saccharomycetaceae. Gene Ontology annotation, molecular function: ribonuclease III activity; double-stranded RNA binding. Bases 1 to 1143 code for a protein of 380 amino acids. Gene Ontology annotation, biological process: rRNA processing; primary miRNA processing; regulation of gene expression. Gene Ontology annotation, cellular component: nucleus. The record is from RefSeq and is a predicted model, not a curated record. The transcript has a single exon.
AUGUCCCAACUGUCAAGUUUGACGAGACAUGUGGCCGCCAGUAGAUGCAUGGUCACUCGUCUUGCAGUUAAUGGUAGAUCAAGAUCGUUACCACUUGGGAGGAGAUUCAAUUCAACGGUUUCUGACCGAAUCUCAUCAUCGUCAUCGUCAUCAUCAUUGAAAUCAAAUGCAGUGGAGUUGAGCAAAUAUAAGAAUUAUUAUAAGGAAUUGAAACAGAUAAUUGAAAAUGUUCCUGAAGAUAUAGCAUCUAAAUCCCCUGAAUUGGUUACUUUGCACAAGAGACUUCAAUUGCCCAAAGAAUUCCAAUUGUCAGUUUUAUCCAGAUGUCUAACUUGUCGCUCAUCACAUUUACCCAAUGAAAUCAGUAAUCCAAAACUUGGCUCAGCAUUUAGUAGUACGGUACCAACAAACAAUUUGUUCGAUAAUCAUGGAUUAAAUAUCUUUGGGAAAAACCUGUUAACAUACCACGUUACACGCAAAUUAAUGACCAAAUAUCCACGUUUACCGACUGUGAUAUUGAAUGCUGCUGUAGAUGCAUACAUAUGUGAAGACGUACUAGCAGGUGUUGGUAAAUCUUGGGGUGUUGAAACGGAGAAAACACCAGUGUUGGAAAGAUAUUUGAAAGAAGAACCAAUCCAAAUUACGUUGGGUAAAUUACGUUUUUACAAUAAUAGUUUAAAUCAAGAAGAUGGAAUUGAAUCAAUAUCUUCAUUGAAUUUCUCAGAAAAAUCAGCAUAUUCUUUGGCCAUUAGAAGCAUAAUAGGUGCAUUGUGGGCGUGUACACAGGAGACAAAUCCUCAAUAUGCAUUCCAAUUCAUCGACGAUCACAUUUUAAGCAGAAAACUAGAUAUCUCUAAAAUGUUCCAAUUUGAACAACCAACACGAGAGUUGGCCGCCCUUUGUCGCCGUGAAGGGCUCCAGAAACCUGUCUCUAGACUACUAGCAGAAUCUGGUAGGCAUUCUAAGGCACCUGUAUUCAUCGUUGGCGUGUUCUCUGGCGAUGAAAAAUUAGGUGAGGGAUUUGGAUCGUCGUUGAAAGAGGGUAAGGCAAGGGCCGCUACGGAUGCAUUGAUGAAAUGGUACUGUUACGAACCAUUGGAAGAUCAACACCCAGUGGUAGAUCACGGUGCGGUUAUCGUAUGA